Messenger RNA from Paraglomus occultum, 279 nucleotides. The record is from the annotation of a GenBank genome assembly. Lineage: Eukaryota; Fungi; Glomeromycota; Glomeromycetes; Paraglomerales; Paraglomeraceae.
AUGACGAAGCCAGAGCUCCUCGUCUUCUCGGUAGCGCAAAGAAAUGUUAAGAAGAAGAAGACUUAUACCACUCCAAAUAAGAUUAAGCGCAAGAAAGUCAAGCUUGUUCUCCAUAAGCGUCAAUUAUUUUUAGCCAACCACAUGUUCAGAAUGAUCUGGUAUGGCGAUCAUGUGAUUAUUAAACUUGGAUGGCUUUUCGUUGAAGUCGACGGUUUUCUCAAGAGACUCUCCGGAUGGACUGGCUGUAGCUACCUCGGGCCUGAAAGUCGCCAGCAUUGA